Molecule: messenger RNA, 2212 nt
Organism: Condylura cristata (star-nosed mole)
Lineage: Eukaryota; Metazoa; Chordata; Mammalia; Eulipotyphla; Talpidae
Gene: PTGER2
Product: prostaglandin E receptor 2 (subtype EP2), 53kDa
Exons: 2
Coding region: 1-1026 (341 amino acids)
Biological process (GO): cellular response to prostaglandin E stimulus; adenylate cyclase-activating G protein-coupled receptor signaling pathway; inflammatory response
Cellular component (GO): plasma membrane
Molecular function (GO): prostaglandin E receptor activity
Source: RefSeq, a predicted model, not a curated record
AUGAACAACACUGACAAAUGCCAGGAGCUCAGGCCAGGCGAAAGCCCGGUGAUCAGCUCGGUGAUGUUCUCUGCGGGGGUGCUGGGGAACCUCAUCGCGCUCGCGCUGCUGGCGCGCCGCUGGCGGGGAGACUCCCGGCACAACGAGGGACGCUGGAACCCCAUUUCCUUGUUCCUCGUGCUGGUGACAGAGCUGGUGUUCACCGAUCUGCUUGGCACCUGCUUGAUCAGCCCAGUGGUGCUGGUUUCAUACGCGCAGAACCAGACCCUAAGGGUGCUGGGUGCUUGCGACUAUUUUGCCUUCACCAUGACCUUCUUCAGCCUGGCCACAAUGUUUAUGCUUUUUGCCAUGGCCUUGGAACGCUACUUAUCCAUCGGGCACCCCUACUUUUACCAGCGCCACAUCACACGCCGGGCGGGCCUGAUGGUGCUGCCCUCCAUCUACGUGGUUUCGCUGCUCUUUUGCUCCCCGCCGCUGCUGGGCUUCGGAGCAUAUGUCCAGUACUGCCCAGGAACGUGGUGCUUCAUCCAGUCUGAGACCAGGGGGUACCUGAAGAUUUAUGCCUCCCUGCUGCUGAUCCUCAUCGUUGCGAUAGUUCUCUGCAACCUCAGUGUCAUUCUCAACCUCAUCCGUAUGCACCGAAGGAGCAGAAGGACCCGCUGCGGACCCUCCCUGAGCAGUGGUCGCGGUGGCCCUGGGAUCCGCAGAAGAGGGGAAAAGGUGUCCAUGGCAGAGGAGACUGACCAUCUCAUUCUCCUGGCUGUUAUGACCAUCACCUUCGCAGUCUGCUCCUUGCCUAUCACAAUAUUUGCAUAUAUGAGUCCAUCUUCCCAUGAAAUAAGCAAGUGGGACCUUCCAGCUCUUAGAUUUUUAUCAAUUAACUCAAUAAUUGACCCUUGGGUCUUUGCCAUCCUCAGGCCUUCUGUGCUGAGACUGAUCCGUUCUGUCCUCUGUUGUCGGAUUUCAUUAAGAACCCAAAAUACAACCCAAGCUUCCUCUUCUGCACAAUCAAAUGCCAGAAAAUAACUGACCUCUGUGGACAGUAGUUAAGAAGUGCUUAGUAAGCAGGCAUCUGGAAGAGCUUUCUGAAAUGGUUCCUUGAAUAAAUGGAAAAAGCUAAUUUAUAAACAAAAUGAAGCUACUCUAAUAAAACAGAGUCAACAAGCAAAUGUUUGCACAGUGGAUUGGGCUACAGACUGACAAGGCAUUUCUUUGGAAGGUAUCAGAAGGAUCUAGAAAACCUGCCUUCACUGAGUGGAGUACAUGGCCUGUAGAGGACUAACCAACUAACUGCUUUUAAAAUCCAGUUGCCUUUUGAUUAAGCUUUCCUGUUGAAUGAGAAAGCAUGUGGUUUGUUAUUUGUUUAAAGCCCUAGAUAGUUACUAUGUUUCUAUGGUAUUAGUAUUAUAAACAUGUAGUGUACAGUCAGACCAGAUAAAACUUCUAUGUGUUCCUUAGGAAGUCCAUAUGUGGGUCUGGCAAGCCUGGUGUCUUGUGAUUGCUUAAUAAACCUGUUAUUUGGACCAGGAGGUUGAGAAUCUUAGGCACUUUGUACUGUUUUGUUUAUAUAUAUGUGGGAGUACUCUCUCGUCACCAGAGGGUUACUCUUAGAAGAGUGAACACAGUCUGUUAACGUCAGCUAGUCCCCAGAAGCUAUGCAUCAAAGCAGGAAGCCACUUACUUUACAAUAACCAACCACUGGGCUAGUAGUAACCAAGAAGACUUGAGGAGUUUUCCUCUCAACAAGAAAAUAAUAGAAAGGUUAUUAAUUCUAACUAGUAUUCUUUAUUCUAUUUCCAAGGGAACAUAUGUGUGAUAUAUCCCAAGUCAAAUAUUAAGAUUAAAAUAUGAAAUACCUGAUCAGUUUCUCAAAUACACUGAAACUCUUUAUGCUGAUGUUGUGAUCAUGACUAACAUACUUUGUAAGAAAGAUGACUGUGUUGUAACAAAAUUCCUCCGUCUAUAUUUUUAUCUGGGAAAUAUGGUUUGACUCAUAUUAUAUAAGAAGUCAUGUAACAUGAGUCAUAUCUUAAUAUAUUUCUAGACUUAAAUAUUUGGCAUGGUCUAAACAAAGUGUCACAAUAUUUAGUGAAUUUACACUGUUUAAUCAUAACUUAGCCAAUUGUGAACUUAUCUAAAAUGUUAUGAACUAUAACAUUUUGAAAGUAGAAUUUGAAUUCCUCCCAAUAACAUUUUAUAAUGAGUGUAGAUA